Messenger RNA from Ixodes scapularis (black-legged tick), 1003 nucleotides. RefSeq lists its product as uncharacterized. The record is from RefSeq and is a predicted model, not a curated record. The transcript has 7 exons. Lineage: Eukaryota; Metazoa; Arthropoda; Arachnida; Ixodida; Ixodidae. The coding region runs from base 449 to 1003 and encodes 184 amino acids.
UGCCCCCCUCCCCCCCUUGCGGGGACACGUGAAACGUCCCCCUGGCGGUUGGACCUUCUUGGGUCCGAGGCUGAGGCCGCCAGCAGAGAGGAAGAGAGAGGGGGGCCUUGCGCCCCGCUCGAGGGGACUGCUCGCGGGGACAUCCAACUGUUCGGACGUGUGGCCCGGCCCUCCCUGACGGCCCACCUCCGAGCCGCUCUCAGGGAGGCACGACAAGGGUGGAGGAAGCUGUGCUUCGGAGACUGCGGGCUUGGGUGGCCAUUACACCGGCUGUAACCUGCACAUGGAGCUCUCCACCCGUCACACGACAGGCGACAUGCCCCAAGUGUCCCCUAGACGCGACGGAAGCGGAUGUGCAUCACCUUAUAUGGACUUGUCCUGGUCUACAGACUGAGCGCACUCGCCUACUUAUAGCUGCAGAGUGCAGUGCAGAAGAGUGCAAGCAGGCAUGGCAGGCCAUACAAACCAGGUAUGGUCGAGAGUCCAGGAAUUGCACAAGCCUAAGCGGAGCUGGCCGGGACAAGAUUCGGCAGUCAAGCUGGACACUGUGGAGCUUUCUCAGCUUCCUCAGGCACCAGAUCCAUCCCAGAAGGUGCAACCAAGCCAACUGAUGACCAAGAUCCUCUGCAUAACCUUGAAAAAGGUUAGAGCUGCAUCCCUCACAAGGCAGUCGGAGCAACUGAGUGAGGACCCACCUUCGCCCUUCCAGGACUCAGCUGUUUCCUUGGCUGCACAGCGUGGACUAGAGACAGAGAGUACACAUUCACCAAGCCCAACCCCUGCAGAUAUGAAGGAAGUGACCGAGUUGCCUGCUGCGCCUCAACCUGCUGGUGUUCAGCCAGUAAAGCGAAAGACGUCCAUGGAUAGUGGAAACACACCAAUAGAGCAGGUCCUGAGGGCAGCCGCUGCUAACCCGAGGUUCUCAGACUGCCCUCCAGAGCACACGGACAAGAUAGCAGAGUCCCCGGCACAAAACCGUUCGUUCAUGCAGCGAAUGAUGUGA